Messenger RNA from Aspergillus steynii IBT 23096, 742 nucleotides. RefSeq lists its product as uncharacterized. NCBI's taxonomy places the organism in Eukaryota, Fungi, Ascomycota, Eurotiomycetes, Eurotiales, Aspergillaceae. The transcript has 3 exons. The record is from RefSeq and is a predicted model, not a curated record. The annotation marks the transcript as partial.
UGCCAUUCACCUUUCUUCGCAGCCAUGCUCCGGGACCAGUUUGCAGAGAACGCCAUGAACAUGGCAAUAGCCUUACCAGAAGAAGAGCCCGAAAUCUUGUCCUGCGUGCUCGAAUUCCUCUACAAGGGUGACUACUUCCCCCGUCUGCUCCGCAGCAGGGACAGCAACACCUGGGAACUCGAGCGCGCUCACCCAGACGGUUCUGAAUCUGGAUCUAGCGAAGCCACCAUCUACCUGUCCGACACCGCCGGCCUCGUCCUCCGGGACACGGCGGUGUACUGCGCCGCGGAGAAGUACGGCCUGGAGGGACUGAAGCGGCUCGCGCUGCGCAAGCAGGGCCUCCAGAGCGGCAUCCCAAUCGACGUGAUCCUGCGGUCUGCGCGGUACGCCUACGACAACACGCCGGACUCGGAGUAUCGGCUUCGCGCUCACUACCUGGCCAUGAUCAUUCGCACUCGGCAUAUCUUCAAGAGUAGCGGGACCAUGCAGCUGGAGAUGGAGUUGGGGCACUCAUUCUUUUUUGAUCUCUUUGUGGCGAUGUGUAAUCAUAUGGAUGAUCUUGAGAUGAGCGCCAACUCAUCUAAGAUGACCUAGACACGAUCUUCACUUCGCCACAGACCAAACAAGAAAAGAAGAAAAAAAAAUCCCAGACAUCAGAUUGCCAUACCACAAAACGUCUGGCUUCGUCUGCUUGCCCUACCCAGAAAACCAAAACUACAAAAAAAGGACAAAACACAACAAA